AUGGCUAAUUCAUAUUUUGGAAUAUUAUCCAGUUUUAACCACGAUAUACAGGAGUGGAAAACUUAUAAAAGCCGAAUAAAUCAGUGGUUCUUGGCAAAUGAAAUUAAUAACACGACGGAUCCGAGCGGGAAAAAGAGAAGAGCAAUUUUGCUAAGUGCACUCUCGGAGGGUACCUAUAGGCUCGCUGAGAAUUUAGCCUUACCCAAGGAUGUGCAGGAGGUGCCCUACGAAGACAUCCUACGAUUCUUCGACAUCCAUUUUAACCCGAAGAUUGUCGGUUUCACGGAACGACACAACUUCUAUGCAGCAUCGCAGCAACCCGGUGAAACACAUUCACAGUGGGCCGCGAGACUGCGCGGUCUUACGUCACGCUGCGCUUUCCAUGAUAUCGAAGAGGCCCUACGAGACCGGUUUAUUAUGGGAAUGAUGCCUAGUCUUGAGAAAGAGAAACUUUACGCCCAAGAUAUUACAAAUCUAACUCUCACGAAAGCUGUAGAAUUUGCUGAAAACGUCCGUUGUGCGAAAUCAGCUGCAAUCGCCAGUGCCAGUACAGCCGACGCGUCCGCAGCUUCUACCAGCGCGUUGUACAAGAUUAGAUCAAGAGGUAAAGGUGCAAGAAGUGUAAAAAGUGAUCUUCCGGUAAAACAAAAGUGUAAAGUGUGUGGCUAUACGAACCACAAGGCUUCGGAGUGCCGGUAUGCGGAUUUCGUAUGUAGGGAGUGUAACGUCGUAGGCCAUCUACGUAGAAUGUGUACGUCAAAUAAAGUUAACUACGUAGAUAAUGGAGCCGGAGACGAAAACAUCGAUGAUGAUGGUAAGGUAUUUAAAAUUCGUUCGUUGCGGGGUGAACCGAUGGUCGAGACCGUGUUUAUUCAGGGAAUGGCGUUUAAGUUUGAAAUAGAUAGCGGUUCCGCCGUAACGGUGAUACCGGAAAAAUUAUACAAAUCUCAUUUUAAAGAUAUUCCAUUGAUUGUUCCGCAUAAAAGGUUGAUGAGCUACACGGGUGAUAGCAUAACAUGUGUAGGCACAAUCCGGUUACCCGUGUACUAUACUAACCGCUCACACACGCUCGACGUGUACGUCGUCCGGGACGGCGGGCCGCCGCUCCUCGGUAGGGACUUUAUAUCUACAUUCCAAUUAGAGUUAUCGUCAGUUUUAUCAACGGUGAAUUACUGUCAGGGUACCCUUCCCUCCGUGGAAGAACUGCAAUGUCAAUUUCCAGUUCUUUUUUCGGAUAAAUUAGGUCGUUUUACUAAACAUAAGGUGCACUUACAGUUAAAAGAUAAUGCAAAACCAGUUUUCUUUAAAGCGAGACCGAUUGCAUUUGCCCUACGGAAUAAAAUAAAUAAUGAACUAGAUAGAAUGGUUGAGUUAGGGGUAUUAAAACCGGUUGACCACGCAGACUAUGCGUCCCCUAUAGUCCCUGUUUUAAAAAGAAAUGGCACUAUUCGCUUGUGUGCCGAUUACUCGGUUAGUAUUAAUAGGCAAUUAAUUAUCGACCAGUAUCCUCUGCCAACUGCCAAGGAAUUGUUUGCAAAGCUUUACGGUGGAAAAAAUUUCACCAAAUUAGACUUAUCUAUGGCUUAUAACCAAUUUGAGCUGGAUGACGAGUCACAAAGGUACACUGUAAUUAAUACUCAUCGUGGAUUAUACAAGUAUACUAGGCUAGUCUUUGGGCUUGCUCCAGCGCCAGCAAUUUUUCAGCGUGCGAUGGAGGGCCUAAUUGGUGGACAGGAGGGCGUGCUGUGUUUGUUGGAUGACGUGCUCAUUACGGGGCGUGACGACGCCGAGCACGCUGCACGCCUCCGGGCGGUGUUGCAGACCUUACAAGAAGCAGGAUUGACCUUGCAAAGGGAGAAGUGCGAGUUCUAUAAAGAUGAGGUUAACUACUUGGGUUAUGUUAUCAAUAAAAAUGGGUUGAAAAAGUCUCCAGAUAAAAUUAAAGCAAUAGUAGACUCCCCUGCACCAUCAAAUAUAAGCCAACUGCAAUCGUUUUUGGGCCUAGUAAAUUAUUAUCGAAACUUUGUACCAAGUGCAGCGUCUGUUUUAAGCCCACUUUAUAAUCUGCUAAAAAAGGGGGUAAAAUGGUCGUGGGGUCUAGAUCAUCAUGAGGCAUUCACAAAAAUAAAACUGUUAUUAGCUUCAGACCAGCCCACUUCAACCCCGAAGCAAGGCUAA
Messenger RNA from Parnassius mnemosyne (clouded apollo), 2178 nucleotides. The record is from the annotation of a GenBank genome assembly. NCBI's taxonomy places the organism in Eukaryota, Metazoa, Arthropoda, Insecta, Lepidoptera, Papilionidae.